Messenger RNA from Zychaea mexicana, 933 nucleotides. RefSeq lists its product as uncharacterized. The coding region runs from base 1 to 933 and encodes 310 amino acids. The record is from RefSeq and is a predicted model, not a curated record. NCBI's taxonomy places the organism in Eukaryota, Fungi, Mucoromycota, Mucoromycetes, Mucorales, Lichtheimiaceae. The transcript is spliced from 3 exons.
AUGCCAUGCGACACGAACCACAACGGAACAAACGGGCCCAAAGAAUUCAUAUCCAAAGCAUGGGGACUCGGCACUGGCUAUUUUUAUGGCCAGGAUGACGUUUCGUUUGUAGCGGAUCCAUUUGACAAGACGAGUGGUGAUAAAGUGCUUCGUGUUUUAUAUCAAAAGGGCUCAUUUUCGCCGAAGGGUACACGCAAUGAAAAAGGCGACAUCACCGGUGGGACCGAGUUUUAUCUGCGUCCAUUCAAUGAUACAUCAUUUAAGCGUGGAUACGUCCGCUACGAUGUUGCUUUUGAUGAAAACCUUGACUGGGUCAAAGGGGGUAAGCUGCCUGGCAUCUAUGGAGGUGAGCCUACAUCGGGUUGUACAGGUGGUAAGCAAGCAGAUGGUACAAGAUGCUUCUCUGUCCGGAUGAUGUGGCGUGAAGAUGGACAUGGUGAAGCAUACGCCUACCUGCCACCAUCAAAUGAUAGGCUUUGUACAAGCUCCCUAGUCAAAUGUAACAGCGACUAUGGUACAUCAUUGGCAAGAGGCUAUGUAAAGUUUACCAACAAGAAGUGGUCCAGAGUUGAAAUAUAUACGCAGAUGAAUGAUCCUGGCAAGAACAACGGUGAGCUCCGGGUUUGGCAGGACGGCCAUUCAGUUAUUGAUCUCAAAGGUCUCGUUUUCCGAAACCAAAAGUCGUUUGCUGUAUCCAGUGUCCUUUUUAGCUCCUUCUUUGGCGGCUCGUCCAAGGAGUAUGCAACACCCAAGGACACUUAUACGUACUUUAAAAAUUUGCAAUUCAGUGUCGCCGAUGAGCAACAACUUGAACCUGUAAUAUCUGAGGCAUCUACCCCUUCUUCAUCAACACUACCAUCAACCUGGUUGAUGGUCUUUGUUAUUCUUACUCUUCAAAUGCAUUUGUUUGUAUUUUCAAACAUUCGCCUUUAA